GGCCGGUAGGCGGGCGUUCAGCAGCUGCCACCGCCGCUCCAGCGCCGAGGCCGCGGGCCGGCCAGCCGCCAUGGUGGACUACUACGAGGUGCUGGGCGUGCCGCGGCAGGCCUCAGCCGAGGCCAUCCGCAAGGCGUACCGCAAGCUUGCGCUCAAGUGGCACCCGGACAAGAACCCCGAGCACAAGGAGGAGGCCGAGAGGCGGUUCAAGCAGGUGGCGCAGGCCUACGAGGUCUUAUCGGACGUCCGCAAGCGCGAGGUGUACGACCGCUGCGGCGAAGUGGGCGAGGUGGGCGGAGGCGGCGCGGCGGGCAGCCCGUUCCACGAUGCCUUCCAGUACGUCUUCUCCUUCCGAGACCCCGCGGAGGUCUUCAGGGAGUUCUUCGGGGGCCACGACCCUUUCUCCUUCGACUUCUUCGGGGGAGACCCCCUUGAGAACUUUUUUGGGGAUCGGAGGAGCACCCGUGGAAGCAGAAGCCGAGGGGCUGUACCCUUCUCUACCUCCUUUACCGAAUUCCCAGGAUUUGGGGGUGGCUUCGCUUCGUUAGAUACUGGAUUCACAUCCUUCGGUUCUCCAGGAAACUCGGGCCUUUCUUCUUUCUCCAUGUCUUGCGGCGGUGGGGCGGCAGGCAACUACAAGUCGGUGUCAACCUCCACCGAAAUAAUUAAUGGCAAAAAAAUCACCACCAAGAGAAUCGUUGAGAAUGGUCAAGAAAGGGUGGAAGUGGAAGAAGAUGGAGAGUUAAAGUCCCUGAUAAUUAAUGGCAAAGAGCAGCUGCUUCGCAUCAAUACUCAGUAAAGACUAAAGUGUCUUUUAAGGACUAUCAGGACUUUUUUGUUUAAACGCGUUUUCAAGGGAACUCUACUUUCAGAACAACUGUAUUCCAGACAUUAUAUGCAGCUCAUGUCGGUGCCUCUUGUUAUUGUUGGGAUCGCAGGGAUAGGAUCUCUCUUGGUCUUUAUGCCUGUUGUAAAUAUCUGUAUGCCUUUGGCACUUAUUAAACUUAAUCCUGAGGC
Mus musculus (house mouse) is the source of this 1017-nucleotide messenger RNA. RefSeq names its product DnaJ heat shock protein family (Hsp40) member B3 (gene Dnajb3). Lineage: Eukaryota; Metazoa; Chordata; Mammalia; Rodentia; Muridae. The transcript has a single exon. Gene Ontology annotation, molecular function: Hsp70 protein binding. Gene Ontology annotation, cellular component: cytoplasm. Bases 71 to 799 code for a protein of 242 amino acids. The record is from RefSeq and is marked validated.